Nilaparvata lugens (brown planthopper) is the source of this 3901-nucleotide messenger RNA. Its product is annotated as neuropeptides capa receptor. The record is from RefSeq and is a predicted model, not a curated record. Gene Ontology annotation, molecular function: neuropeptide receptor activity. The transcript is spliced from 8 exons. Gene Ontology annotation, biological process: neuropeptide signaling pathway. The coding region runs from base 41 to 1615 and encodes 524 amino acids. NCBI's taxonomy places the organism in Eukaryota, Metazoa, Arthropoda, Insecta, Hemiptera, Delphacidae. Gene Ontology annotation, cellular component: plasma membrane.
AUAAUACAUCUCAUUACUUGUGUGCUCAACUCACGCCGCAAUGGAGGAAGACAUCUCUUGCACCGAACUGAUCAACAACCUGACUCGUCUGCGCAACGAGACAAUCGAUGAAUUCCUGGAGAGAGCGAUGGGUCCAAAGCAACUGGGUCUGGAUAUCCUGUUGCCAGUCUCCGUCACCUAUGUGCUCAUAUUUGCGACCGGCGUGCUGGGCAACGUUGCCGUCUGCGUCGUCAUAUUUCGCACCGACGAACUGAAAAGCGCCACCAACUUCUAUCUGAUCAGUAUGGCGCUGUCCGAUUUGUCGCUGCUCCUGUUAGGGUUGCCGAACGAUCUAUGCUUGUUUUGGCAACAAUAUCCUUGGCCUUUUGACAUAAGCUGGUGCAAAUUUCGAGCUCUCAUUUCAGAAAUGGCUUCGAACACUUCGGUGCUGACCAUAGUGGUGUUCUCGAUAGAGCGCUACGUGGCGAUCUGCUUCCCGCUGCGCAAAGGCAACUUCUUCCUGUCGGACCACGAGCGAAUUGUGCGCGUCAUCGCGUGCGUGUGGCUUGUAUCGCUUGUGUUCGCCACUCCCUUCGCCGCAUUCACAACCAUCAACCACAUCAACUACACUAACACCACAUGUCAGGUAGCCGACUCAGCAUUCUGUGCAAUGCUGGACUCAAAUGUGCCUCCCUGUCUGCCGAUCUACGAGCUGAGCGGCCUCCUCUUCUUCCUCCUCCCCCUGCUCACCCUCAUGGUGCUCUACCGCAAGAUGAAUGAGGCGCUCAACAACAGCCCCUUCUGGAACAGCCGCUCCACCAAAACCGGGAAAACCGGAACUGGUGUGUCGGGCGAAUCGCGGCGGUUCAACAACAACAAUGACCGCAAUGCAGCCACCACGGUACGCAUGUUGUGCAUCGGCAUAGAUAUUCGCGUAGCCGACUCAGCAUUCUGUGCAAUGCUGGACUCAAAUGUGCCUCCCUGUCUGCCGAUCUACGAGCUGAGCGGCCUCCUCUUCUUCCUCCUCCCCCUGCUCACCCUCAUGGUGCUCUACCGCAAGAUGAAUGAGGCGCUCAACAACAGCCCCUUCUGGAACAGCCGCUCCACCAAAACCGGGAAAACCGGAACCGGUGUGUCGGGCGAAUCGCGGCGGUUCAACAACAACAAUGACCGCAAUGCAGCCACCACGGUACGCAUGUUGUUUGCAGUUGUGGUGACAUUUUUCCUGUGCUGGGCUCCGUUCCAUCUACAGAGGCUGCUCUAUAUCUAUGGACAAAACCUCAAGCACUACCUGCUCAUCAAUGAGUGGUUGUACUAUAUAGCGGGAUUCUCCUACUAUGUAUCGGCCACUAUCAAUCCUAUUCUGUACAACCUUAUGUCAUCCAGGUUCAGACGCGCGUUCCGCAAGAACAUCUGUACAAGCCUGUGCUGGGCGGACGCACGCAGCAGUCAGCGACAACGACACUACAACUCAACACAACGCGGCUCAUUCACGUUCAAGCGACGUCGCAAUGUGGCGCGACGCAACCGACCACGACGCGGCAGUUCACGGCAGCAAUCGGUCGACUUGGUCGUAGAGCUGGAACAGCCGGAACUGGCUGCCCAUAGUCACUGCAGGCAGCCUUGUCUGCUCUAAGGAGACAUAGCUCAACAAGACUACGCUCAACCAGUACUGGUUAGUUAGCUGGCGAUUAGGGAACCGUUCAUUUGAAGGAACACUGAGUUCAAAAUGAGAAAUGCUAUCAAAGAUCAGUAAGAAGUACGCUCAACCGGUGGUUAGAUAACUGGAAUUGGAGGACAGUUAAUUCAAGGAACACUGAGUUCAAAAUAAGAAAUGUUGUUCGAGCUCAGUAAGAGCUAAGAAGUACGGUACGCUUAACCGGUGGUUAGAUAGCUGUCGAUUAGGGAACCGAUGUUUCGAAGGAAUUCUGAGUUAAAAAUGAGAAAUGAUGUUAUUGAAGCUCAGUAAGGAGUAUACUCAACCAGUGGUUAAAUUAGCUGGCGAUUGGAGGACUGGUGACCGUUGACUCAAGGAACAAAGUUGAUCAAUCAACAAUUACUUCGAAUAAGGAACACUGAGCUCUAAAUAAGAAAUAAUUGUAUAGUUAUUAGAGCUUAGAAUGAAAAGUGAAGCCCUGUAUUCUCAAGAAUGAGCCAAUAUACUCACAGUUCAAAGUGGUUCUCACUGUUCAUCAACAAUGAAGCUCUGAUGCUUUCCCUUGAACUUCUACUCCAUUAUGAUGGGCAGAAGAAUAAUUCACAAAAAUGUUGGGCCUUCUCAAACAUUAUCAUUCUGUUGAUGUGUAAAAAGUACCAAAAUAACCAACAGUGAAUUAUAUAAUUUUAAACUAUUUUUGACUACACUACAGUCUAAUUUUUGAAUAAUAGUUAUGAAGAACUAGUACUCACGUGUGGAGCGCUUUUGGAUUUUUACAUCCAUUUUUAAAACCUUCCAUUAGAAUUAUUUUCAAAAAUUAGACUGAAGUGUCGUCAAAAAUACUUCAAAAAGAGUUAUUAACUAGCAGUCGUCAUGGAAAUUGGAAUAGGUUAAUAGUAAAAUCAUUCUUCUCCUGGACUGAAAAAAUUCCAUUGAUUCUUAUUGAAGAUCUUACAAAUUUUCAUUCUGUCAAUGUGUGGAAAGUCCCAAAAGAACAAAUUGUAAUUUAUUUCUGCCCAUCAUAUUGGAGUAGGAAUUCAUGGGAAAGCAUUAGAGCAUUACUGUAAAGCAUAAUGUUGAUGAAACAGUGAGAAUCACUUCAAACUGUGAGCAUAAGCCAGAACGGGAGCCAAUGAUGUUUGUUAUUUAUACACGAGGAGCCAACAGUUGCAGUUGAUUGAAUCUCUCUGUAGGAGGAAGAGGAAACUAAUGAUCAAAUAUAGUGGGAGGGAACCGUUGUAGAGGUAAUAUUGAUAAACUAAUUUGAAGGGAUUGAUGUUGAUUUGUAGGGGGUCUAUCAAGUUACCGUGAUCCAAAUGCAACUGUUCAUUGUCUAGCCAGUUUGGGAAUCUCUGAUAAAAAUCGCCAUUAUCGGAAGCAACAGCUGUUAACUGAAUGACUGAAAACAAUUUGGAAACUGGUUGGACACAUUUAAAGGAGACUGUCGAUCAAUUUGAUGAGGAAAAUUUGAUUAACUGACCAUUAUUAAUUAGAUGUGACUAUUGAUGAGUAAGAAAUGAGUUGAUCAACUAUUCAACUUUAUGAAAAUUAUAUUCAAAAUCAAGGAAAUCUAUUGGUAUUAUUUGAAGGAAGCAGUUGAUGACGAUUAAUUCAAAGGAACUCUUGUGAAUUUGAAGAGAAUAUUUUGAUUAAAUUAUCAUAUUUGAUGGAAAGGGAACAGUUCUAUGAAUGUGCAAGUAACCCCGUUUAUCAAGAAUACCCCUGUUCAAUAAUUAUUGUUUUAUUCGCUUGAAGUCCAUUGUAUCAGUCUUUGACUGGACUUCAUGCAGUAUUUUUAUAGUGAAGAUGAUUAUGAAUCAGAAAGCAAUUGGAUAUUUGUGUGAUUCAUUGAUCAAAAAAUUCUAAUGAUAUGAUGAUUUCCAACUUUUACUACUCAUGUCCAAUAUAUUAUUCCCAAAAAAUCACCAAAAAUUAAUUUAGAUCCGUAUUUACAAUUUCAUUCCAAAUCAAUGUGAAUAAAUUUGUUAAUUUACUAUUUAUAUAUAUUCAUGAUCCGCUGGUUAUUCUUACUCCAUCAGAGAACAAACUACAUAAUAGGCUAUUUGUAUGUCAAAAUAAUACCAAGUCCCUUAUACGUUUUGAUGUCAUAAAUGUAUCAAUCUACAUUGUCAUAUUGGUUGAGCUCAAGGCUCAGUCGAAUACACUGUAUAAUUUAGUUUUCGGUGUUGAAUAUGUUAAGUGGAAUCAUUGGUUGUGAAAAACAUUAUGUACAUAAAUUAUAAUAUAUUUUAUUAAUGUCGACAA